Messenger RNA from Moneuplotes crassus, 993 nucleotides. The record is from the annotation of a GenBank genome assembly. NCBI's taxonomy places the organism in Eukaryota, Ciliophora, Spirotrichea, Euplotida, Euplotidae.
AUGAAAGCUAAAGAUGAAGAGCAGGUUAUUAAUACCCUCAAGAACUUCUUAGCAUCAAUAGGUAUCCGCCAGAAGAGUUCUGAGCAGACAAGAGCUAAGAAUAUUGAUGUCUACAGAUCUACACCUAAGUGAUAUGAUGAUCCUAGGAGAAGGGAAAAAUUUACUAAUUUCUUAACCAGCCUUAUGGAACAGAAAGAACUUUCCCCUGAAGAUUUUAGGUUGAACAAGUCUCGAUCUGAUCGACGAACUCAUUCCAAUAUCAAAUCGGUAAAUUUCAACGAGCUUGCUGGAAAAGAAGUCAUAACAUUUUUACCCAAAAUGUUAAUUGAACAACAAGGAAAUUCAUUCCAAAGAAGACUUGCAUCUACCAAUACAAAACGAACUCACAUGAGAGGACAAAAGCUGUUAAGAAUGGUGAAAAUUAAAUAGUUCGAUCUUUGACCAAGGGACUUUAAAGCCUAACCAGAACAUUAGAGGGACAGAAGACACAGACAAGAUUCUUGUUAGAAAUUGCAUCAACUAUUGAAGUAGAAUUAGGCCAAAUUUACUACCUAAAAUUCGCAAAUAAGCCAAGAGAUCAUCCUUUAUUUCCAAAGAAAAUUAAUAAAGAGAAGAAAAUGCUUGAAAAUAGCUCACUAAAGGCAACUGCUUAUAAGAAGCCACAUCUUCAUACUCCCUUUCCCAAUGAUUAUGAUAGAGGGUUCUCUAAUAGCCCAGGCAUUAAGCUGAGUCAUAAAAGAUCCUUCGCAAGUCCAAAACAAGAUAAUUGCCUAGUCAAGAAAGCUCCUUUACUAGAUAGGAAAAACUGUAAAUCAGAACUCGGACAUCAUAAAAAGGAUAAAUCCAUCCUUAGAGUUCAGCUGACUUCUAAUAGGCAGAAGAGAGGGAAGUCAAUAGGCUUUAGUGAUGAGCCACUCAAGCCCAAGCUAUUUGAGCUUACAAGAUCAGGGCUUAAGGAGAGUAGAUCAAGGUUCUAAAUGCAGUUUUAUAUAA